Molecule: messenger RNA, 2286 nt
Organism: Amyelois transitella
Lineage: Eukaryota; Metazoa; Arthropoda; Insecta; Lepidoptera; Pyralidae
Product: suppressor APC domain-containing protein 2
Exons: 3
Coding region: 245-1528 (427 amino acids)
Source: RefSeq, a predicted model, not a curated record
AGAUUUUUGUCGAAUGUGGUAACGCAAUCAGUUAACAAAUAAACAUAUAUCAACAGUUCGCUCGUUGCUCGUAUAGUGAAAUACAAGUGUUGUUUACUAUUAACAACCCAUAUUUUCGUAAAAAAUUGCUUUGUGAAUCCGUUUAAUAAGUGAUUAAAAUUAGAACUUUAUUAGCAUUUCGUAAACAAACUUUAAAGCCGCGAGAUAUUUAGUGCUUAUAAUAAAAUUUAAAACAAACAAUAAAAUGACAUCAAUGAAUUCAAGAAAUAUGGAAUCUUUACCGAAACAGUUCAUUUCAGCAAUGAGAACAUUAUUCGAUAUAAUGGAUGACAAACAUACAGGGUUUGUAAAACUUACAGAUAUUGAAAACCGUUGGCGGGACGAUCGAACCAAAGGAUUACCUCGAGGUGUGAUCGAAAGUCUGAAAAAGGUUGCAUCCAACGACGGAUUAUUAAGUUUUGAACGAUUUUGUACCGGUCUUAAAAUAUGUCUCUUACGAAAUCAAGUUGAACACGAGUCAAAAAAAGAUGAUAGGAUUGAAGAUGAUGUUGAAAACACGGGAAUACAUUCAAAGGUCAAAACUCAGGUACACCGUCCACCUUCUGCACCGAUACUGGAUGUUAAUGAAGUACAAAAUACAGAAAAAAAUUGGAACGCUUUAAAAUCCUUAGAAACAUCAACUCAUAGAACAAUUAGCAUGCCUCAACUUCUAGGACGCAAAGACCCGUCAAUACAAGAAGUAACGACUUUAUCUUUAAUACCAAAACAUGACCCUCCACGAAUUUAUGGUCCACCAAAACCGCCCAGAUUAGAUAAAAGUUCACAAGAUCGAAAAGAAAGUACCAGAUCAAGUUAUAAAUCCGAAGAAGAUAUAACUUUUGGGCAUGAAGAAAUAGUAGUACCUAAAUUGGAUUUUAGAGAAACUCUUACUGUCGAGGAACAGAGUAGAGGUCUAGGCGACGGAAGAUCUUCUAAUGAGACACAGUCGCGUCGUGUGUCACGGCGUAGAGAACCUCGACGUCAUACAUUGCACAACGGAGUAGAUUACAACCUUCUUAAACGUAUGAAGCAAAUUGAACAGGAAAAAGAUGUGCUAAUUCAAGGCUUAGCAGCUGUGGAAGAAGCACGUGAAUGGUAUUUAAAACAAUUGACAGAAGUGCAAGAAAAAAUGCGGUACGCUGGGAGAAUGGGGACAUAUGUAGAACCCUGGAGCGAAGCUCAUCAAGAGAGGUUAGAGCUGCUACGCGCGCGGGUAUUAGAGCUUAAUCGUCAGUUGGGGGCAUUGGCAGCAGGCUGGAGACAUGGUCAAUUAUCCCUGCAUAUGAACUUAGCACUACCUGUCACACCUCUUCCUGGUACACCAACUACGCCUAAUGCGGCUGUACUCAGGUCGCAAAACCGCAUGCUAGCCGAGGAAGUGAACAAGAAAAAUGAGAGGAUUUCGGUAUUGGAAAGAGAAAAAUCUGCUCUCAUUCGGGAACUGUUACUACAAAGAAAUCGAACAAAACUAGUGGACAACUUUACAUAACAAGAUACCAAUUAUCCUAAUAAUAUUAUCGUGUGCGUUUGUAAGAAUGUGUAUGGGUUUAUUACUCUGGUAACGCAAAAAGUAUGUUGUAAUGUAAACAGAUUUCAUUCAUAUUUCACAUAGCCUACAUAUGAAGCCAGAAAGCUGAAAUAAUUUUCACAAAUUAUAUGUUUCCGUUGCCGUGGUCGUCGUUUUCGUUGCAUUUUAAUUAACAGGUAGAAAAGUGAAUAUAAAAAAUAAAUAUUAAAACAACUAACGUGAUGAUAGGUACGGAUCUGACUUGCACUUGGCCGGUUUUUUAUUAAUCUUACAACCUGCUGAUGGUAAGCAUACAUAAUUACACAGAUAACAACAUAUGUAAUUAUAUUGUUCUCAUUCCCAAUAUAAAAAUUCGCACCGAUUAAGACAAAAAUAAAAAUCAUGUACCUACAAACUAAGUAACUACUUUGUUCAAAGUUUGUGAAUUUUAAAUUUACGUAGUAUCUCCCUGGUAAAAAAGUAUUUUUACAUACUUUAUACUUACAUGAAACUACGACUCUUUCCCGGAGGGGUAGGUAGAGACUACUUGCAAUGAUACCUACUUGCUUUUUUAUUUACUGAUGAAACGUAGGCGUAUGAAGAGUAUUUUUAACAGCAAUAGAUGACUUCAACAAGAAUUUUCGAAAUAACAAACUGUACGUUGUUUGUAUGUAAUACGUCAUCACAUUCAUUAAUGUAAAAAAAAAUACAAGAUUUUAUUAUAAUAAGAGAUAUCCUUA